CUUGGAUAUAUGAUCAGACCUAACUCCGCCUGUUAUGCCGCCAUUUUAUCCCGCCUACUGGCGUGUAGUGGAUGAGCUCUGUGCUGGAUGAGAAAUAGACUCAACGAGUUGCGAAGAUAAACCAGCACCAAUCGGCCCACUUCUGUUCUGAUAUCGGCGUGUGGACAGCAACGAUAGAUCGUGAGAGGUGAAGAGCAAACCAAGCUGUUCUACUCAGUGAAGCAUCGGUAGCUACAAAAACAGCAAGCAAUGUCGAGCUUUUACCCUACAAUGAAGAUGAAUACCAGAUUCGGUGAAGAAGUGGACGAUAUGUACAAUAUUCAUGGCCACGUUGGCAAUCUCAGUCGGGCGGCAAUUUUGCAGAGUCUGAGAAAAAUUAUCAGUUCGAGAUUAGCUUUCCAGACAGAACAACCAUUCAACAUAGCAGAUUUUGGAACUGCAGACGGACAAGCUUCUCUGGCGCUCGUCAAUGAAAUUAUAGAUGUCAUACAAACAGAUUUUAGGAAGGAACAAGCCAUUGUCGUGUACUACAAUGAUCAACCGAUGAACGACUUCAAUCGGCUAAGCAAAGUCAUCCAAGGUGACAGAAAAGUCCGCGGCAAUAUCUAUCCCGUGAUCAUACCAAGGACUAUGUAUGAACAAUGUCUCCCUAACAAUUCCCUGGACCUGGCUAUUUCUAGUGUAGCUACACAUUAUAUGUCUAAACAAGUUUGUCAGAUAAAAAAUGGGAUAUCAAUUGCUGAUGCAGAUGACAAUGAACUAAGUUUGAUGAGAGAACAAGCCAAAGCUGAUUGGAGGUCUUUUGUGAUUUCAAGGGGACGGGAACUAAAACCUGGGGGUUUUCUUGUUACAAUGAACAUAUCUUCAGACGAUAGUGGCGAUGAGCCGAUGCUUGUAGAAAAGGGGGCCCUCCGCUUGGGGAGCUUUGUGUCCGAUAUGGCAAAAGAACGUGUAAUCACGAAAGAGGAGUACCUUGCAACUAACUUCAAUAGCAGCUAUAUGAGAACGCCUGCUGAAUUCAAGGAACCGUUUACCAGUGCCCUACCGGAAGUAAGGGAACUUAGAUUGGAACUGGUGUCUGUGAAAUCAAUAAAACACUAUCUGCAACACCCAACGUUUGAUAUUGUCAACAAAGACAAUACAGAAAAAAUGGAAUAUUCCCGCAGAAUAGUCGCUUCGAUCUACCCGUGGAUGCAUCACGUUCUUUACGGGGGAUUGUCCGUUUCCCGAACCGAGGAUAAGAAACAGGCCAUCGUUGACGAAUACUUUGACAGAUUACAGACGUAUGCGUUUGAUCAUGCAGACCAUAAGCCGUACCUGAUCUUCACAGAAGUUGUCAUAAAGAAAAAUCACAUAUAGUUAACAACGAAUAGUACUCACAGCAUUGGCAAUUUAACAACGACAUACAUAUCGUAAACCCAGCAACCACUCGUGGUGACAAAAUGUCGUAAUUUGAAUAUAUCAAAACAUUGAUCAUGAAUUGUAACAUUGAAAAGCAAUGUUGGUAGAUUAUUACUCAGAAAAAAAUCUUCUAACUUUAACUCACCAGCCAUAUAGUAAUGCACUAAGUUGGUCCCGUAUUCGCUUUACCUAAUUUUCAAAAUCUGUUUACGGGUAGUCUCCCUUUUCCUUAAUUCAUAAUCUUCAUAAGGUUGUAGAAAUCGCCCAAAAUGGAACAAAGUGACAUAACUUUGUAAAUAGCUGAGCACCAGAACCCAAUUAGCAUACGAUACCCCGCAUUCAAACAGCAUGCUUUGUGAACGUCACAAAGUAUGUCGGCAUGAUAAAACCCCCAGAAAAUGUAUCGGUAUUUAACAUGACAAACAUUGAUUAUCAAACCUUCAUGACUGUGAACUGUGCAUUGCCCAGGUUUGGCAUGCUUAACAAGUACUUGACCGGUAUUGAUAUUGCAUAAAAAAUGUUCUGUAGAAAGAAUUUACAUAUGGAUUUUCAAGAAGUAUAAAGUGGACAAUGUUGGAUAUAUUUUUGUGAACAUAUUGCAUGUUUAUGUAUAUCAAUAUGACAUAUUAAGUAUCAAAACAACAGUAUUGUUAUACACUAUACACUAACAUAAUACAUUUUUUAAAUUAUAUUCGACUGCGACAAUAAUGUGUCAAUUUUGUUAGGAUACUCCUUUCACUCAACCUGGUGUUAUGCAAGGAGGUCCACUACGGUUAUCAGUAGUUAUAAUAAAUAAUCACAUAUGCUGUUAUUGUUUCAAUUUAAUGUAUCUACAUAUGGCAAAACAUAAAAGAAAUUGAAGUGGGGGCCAAACGUUGACCCCACCUCUACAUAUUUUAUUGAUAAAAUAUUUGUAAAUGAUGCUAUUUUUGCAUAAAUGUGUGGCAUCGUUCUUAAUGGCUAUACAAUUUCAACCAAAAAAUAAUUACACAACGUUUUUUCCUUUUUUAAAAGUUUAUUAUGAAGGUCCUCAGAUACAAACGCAUAAGAAGUCAUUUUAGAAGAUUUUAUACAGAUCUGAAUUACUAAACACCAUUGUUGUAUGCAAGUUCGCAAUAUAACUUUAAAUGGUCAUUACUUUGAGGUGUUUGUCGUGCCCUCCUAAAAUGCCUUAAAACAUUUUUUUUUUUGUGUAAAUAAAUAUACGUUGUUUUAAAAUGAUACAACAUUAAACAUGUCUAUCAACACAAAAUCAACGUAACUUUAAUGGCCCACAUCAGUUACUUAGACCGGAAAUCGAUAAAAUAGAUCAGUAGAGAUACUUAUUCAUGCAAAACCAACAUUGAUACCAUUCGCAAAAGCUAUCAAUAAAACCUUACUCAAUGAACCAUCUCUCUCCCUCUUAGUAAUGUCUAUGUGUUUGCACUGAAUGUACAUAUAAGAUGAUAAUUUUUAUUGAUACAAUGGUGAUGAUGAUGAUAAUGAUGAAUGUUGGGGUGGUGAUAUUGAUUGCUGUCACGAUCAUGUUUAGACGAUUGUAAUAAAUGGUUUGGUUUGGUU
Messenger RNA from Mizuhopecten yessoensis (Yesso scallop), 2961 nucleotides. Its product is annotated as probable S-adenosylmethionine-dependent methyltransferase At5g38780. The record is from RefSeq and is a predicted model, not a curated record. NCBI's taxonomy places the organism in Eukaryota, Metazoa, Mollusca, Bivalvia, Pectinida, Pectinidae. The transcript is spliced from 10 exons. The coding region runs from base 250 to 1359 and encodes 369 amino acids. Gene Ontology annotation, molecular function: S-adenosylmethionine-dependent methyltransferase activity. Gene Ontology annotation, biological process: methylation.